GAAUAUGGAAUAUUUUCGACAUUUCCAUUUAGAUUUCUAUUAUAAAAACUUAGCUCGAUAUUUAUGUGAAGCAUGUGGCUCGCAAACUUGCCCCGCCUGGCGCUUCUCCUGUCGCUGUUCUUAAGCAUCGCAUUGGUUAAUGCCAGCGAGAAGGAAAUCGAACCCAUUGAGAAUGAGCGCAAUGCCAGCUAUUGGAUGGAGCAGGCGCAGCGGCAGCUGGCUGAGCGCCUGGAACGUAGCCGCGAGGCGGGUGGAGGCGAUACGCGUGUGGCCAAAAACGUAAUAAUGUUAUUGGGAGACGGGCUGUCCAUUACUACACUCACCGCGGCGCGCAUCCUAAAGGGCCAGCAUGCCGGUCGCAGCGGCGAGGAGUGCCAACUGGCCGUGGAACAAUUUCCCUAUUCUGGUCUGAGCAAAACCUACUGUACGGACAGCCAGACAGCGGAUUCGGCAUGCGCAGCGACCGCAUGCCUAACUGGGGUGAAGACCAACUAUGGCAGCAUUGGACAAAGUGCGCAGGGUGCCAAGGUGGAGUCCAUCGUACAUUGGGCUCAAGAAGCGGGCAAGGCCACAGGGAUUGUGACCACCACGCGGCUGACAGAUGCGAGUCCGGCAGCUGCGUAUGCGCAUGUGAAGAGACGUUCCCAGGAGUUGGACAUAGGACGCCAGCUGAUUGAGGAUGCACCGGGACGCUAUCUAGAUGUAAUACUGGGCGGCGGUCUGGGUAAAUUUGCCAGCGAGCGCACCGAUGGACGAGAUUUACUUAAACAAUGGCACGCUGCGAAUCCGGACGGCUGUUUUGCCCGCACGCUGGGUGGACUGCGCGACUGCGGCGCCACGAAUGGCAGCCUAUUGGGCGUGUUCAGUGACAGUCAUAUGGCCUACCAUUUGGCGGCGUCCAAGGAUCAGCCGCGUCUCUGUGAUAUGACAGAAGCGGCCAUUAAACGGCUAGAGCAGCAGACGAACGGCUACUUUGUGUUUAUCGAGGGAGGACGAAUCGAUCAUGGACAUCAUGAAACGCGGGCAGGCUAUGCGCUGGACGAGAUGCUUGAGCUAGAUGCGGCCAUUGAGACGGCUGUGCGUCUGACCAAUGCACGCGAUACGCUCAUUGUCGUCACGGCGGAUCACUCGCAUACGCUGAGCAUGGCGGGUUACGCCAAUCGCGGCACAGCAAUACUGGGCUUGGAUCCAAGCCAACGCGACUUGGAUGGCAUACCCUAUAGUACGCUUAACUAUGCCAUUGGCAAGUGGCAGAGCCUCAACAAGGCCGGCAAACGCGAGAAUCCCGCACCGCAUCUAAGCAGAACUUCCUUUACGCCCAGUUAUAUACACGCCAAGGGGGUGCAUUCGGGCGAAGAUGUGGCCGUCUUUGCCCUUGGUCCACAGGCUCAUCUCUUUAGCGGCGUCAUGGAGCAGAAUCUGUUGCCACAUCUGAUGGCCUAUGCAGCCUGUCUGGGCCAGGGCACCACUGUCUGCCAACAAAACUCCUAGGAGUACGCGCGCGCGCACACACACUCACACACACACACACAAGCAUGUUAGUUUAACUUUUACAAUGUAAAAUUUUUGUUUCGUGUUAA
Messenger RNA from Drosophila novamexicana, 1580 nucleotides. RefSeq names its product alkaline phosphatase, tissue-nonspecific isozyme (gene Alp11). Lineage: Eukaryota; Metazoa; Arthropoda; Insecta; Diptera; Drosophilidae. Gene Ontology annotation, molecular function: alkaline phosphatase activity. Bases 73 to 1491 code for a protein of 472 amino acids. The transcript is spliced from 2 exons. Gene Ontology annotation, biological process: dephosphorylation. The record is from RefSeq and is a predicted model, not a curated record.